CAGAAAUUAAAAUUCUUUUUUAAUGGCAUAAUUCACAGUCGACAACCUUGCUUAAGUCAAUGAAUUCCUUUCACACACCAAUUAUUUGAAUGGAGAUCUCCCAGGAGCUGAUGAUGUCAGAAUCUUCAACGCCUUGAAAGGUGUCCCACCCAAGGAUCAAUUCCCAGAAGUUUAUUUCUGGUAUUUACUCCUCAGCUCAUUCACACCAGCCGUUAGAGCUUAAUGGGCACCAGCUGCUGCUCCAAAGGAUGCACCAAAGAAGGAAGCACAAAAGAAGGAUGCACAAAAGAAGGAAGAGCCAAAGAAGGAAGAACCAAAGAAGGCUGAGGAUGAUGUUGAUCUCUUUGGAGAUGAUGAUGUCGAUCCUGAAGCUGAAAAGAAAGCUAAGGCUUUGGCUGAAUAAAAGAAAUAAGAAGCUUUGGCCAAGAAAAACAAGCCCAAGCCAGUUGCCAAGACUAUUGUGAUCUUCGAAGUUAAGAUCUUUGAAGCCACAGAAUAAGCUUUAUUAGAAUCCACAGCCAAGAAAAUCAAGGAAACCAUCAACCCAGAUGGUUUGGUUUGGGGAAAGGAAGUCAAAUAUGAAGAAAUUGCUUAUGGAGCCAAGAAGAUUGUCAUGUCAAUGAUCAUUGAAGAUGAUAAGGUACUUUAUUAAAUCAUCCUCUUAGAUCCUUACCGACGAUGUGUUUGAUCAAAUCACAGCUUGGGAAGACGAUGUUUCCAGUGUUGACAUUGUAUCAAUGUAAAAGGUUUGAUAAAUAUUAAACAAGUACAUAAAAAUAUAAAAUCACAUCCUUCUA
Molecule: messenger RNA, 797 nt
Organism: Paramecium octaurelia
Lineage: Eukaryota; Ciliophora; Oligohymenophorea; Peniculida; Parameciidae
Source: the annotation of a GenBank genome assembly